UAGCACAUUUCCUGGAGCCAAAACCUGUCACGUCUCUUGUCAAAACAGGUCAAGCAGGUAAGAAUUAGGAAAUCGUGAACUGUAAGGAGGCUGGAAUUUCUCUCCUUUGCACUCAGCCAAGCGACAAGGUGAGCUGCUUGUUGCUGCUCAGUCCGUGACGGAGUGCGCGCCAGAGCUCGCCCCUCCCAUCCCAUGCGCCUCGGCUCUGAGCUCGCCAAUAAAGCGCUUUUUGUCCGGGGAGUCGGCACUUACGCGCAUUCCUUGACGUGGAGGCUGGUGUACCUCACCGGCGAGUUGAUGAGGACUGUUCGGAAGAUUGAGAAUUCACUCUGAAAAAAGUAGUGGAGCGCGCCAACCAGCCCGUCAGCGCGCACGGAGGACUUCCAGGUCUGGAAUUCACAUCGGUGAAGUAGUCUUGUUUUGGAUAAAAGUACGACUCAACUACUCCGGAGUUGUGGGGAAAGGAUACCACUGAGAGGCUGGAGUGGGAGCGAAGGAGGAAGCAUCUUCAUUGGGUCAAGCAAGGAGAGAAGACAUUCUUGCACCAUGAAGAUCUUUCUGUGUUCGUUCACGCUCCUUCUCACCAUUCCAAACGCCAUUUUUUCCAGCGAGUGCCCAGAAUACUGCUCCUGCCCAAUUCCAGACUCCAUAUUUUGUUACCAAAGAUACUCCCCUGACUUUCCCAAGGAUAUUCCUCCAGCCAUAAGGAAACUCUACUUGUUCAACAACGGGAUUGAAGUCAUCAAAUAUGAGAAUUUUAACAAUUUGAACAACUUGGAAUUGCUUGACCUAAGCCAAAAUAAGUUGAAACAACUUCCUGAUAGAGUGUUUGAACCGUUGACCUCUCUGAAAAACCUGGACUUGUCAUCCAACCAGAUACCCCACAUUUCUGAGGACUGCUUUCAUGGUUUGGCCAAGCUAGAACGUCUCUAUUUGUACAGUAAUCACAUCACGACCAUCCAUCCAGCAGCCUUUGAUGGCCUAGAAAACCUGCUUGAACUCAAGCUGCAAAACAACUUGAUGAAAACCCCAGUUAGGUUCUCAAUGCCCCAACUGUUACUUCUGGACCUCAGUUAUAACCUCUUACAAACUUUGAGCCCUUCACACCUUGAAACACCCAACUUGGAGUCCCUCAAAUUGGCUAGCGUGGGACUUAACAGAGUGAAUGACCAUCUCCUGGGACAUUUAAAGAAUCUCCAUGAGCUUGACAUUUCAGGAAACCAUUUCACAUCUGUUCCAUCAGGCGUAAAGGAAAUCCCUGGGUUGUUGUCCCUCAACAUAGCUGGAAACCCAAUGAACCCUCUAAAGCCUGAGGACCUGCAGAAUCUCAAGGAGCUGAAUGACUUGGAUAUCAGCAGCCUUGGUUUACACGGCCUCCCUGAAGAGUUUCCUCUUCUUUUGCCCAACCUCAGAAAGCUCAGAGCGGCUCAAAAUCCCUUCAAUUGCAUCUGCAGUUUAGCUUGGUUCCCAAAAUGGCUAACCGAUCAAGGCAUCGCCCUGGGAAAAACAGAAGAAACCCGCUGCCAUUUCCCUCUAAGCCACGCUAGAAAAAUAUUAAAAACAAUGAAGUACAGUGACUUUGGAUGCCCAAGUACAACUACAGUCACUACCACUACUGUCAAAAGUACAACUACAACCACUUCUGUUCCUGUCACUACUUUGCCAACCACUACUAAAGCUGGUAAAAUACACAAGGCUAUUGCCAACCCAGAUGACAGUACACCACCCUUUGUCACUGGCUCCCCCAGCACCAAAAGCUUGGACAAAAGCAAGGAGCAUUUCUGCCCUCCUCAAACCUGUUUAAACGGCGGUACUUGCCACCUUCAUGAGCAUGGACAAGUAGAAUGUACCUGUCCAUAUGGAACAUCUGGAAUGUAUUGUGAAAUCCAAAAUCCUUCUUUGCCUUCACCACCUGAACCAGAAUCUCCCAGGGCAACAGUCAUCGCAGACGAACAUGACAUCACUCUAUGUCAACCAACCAGAACCUCAAUCUGUCUGAACCUCCACCGUUACAUCGAACUGCGUCCCUAUCUCAAUGGGAUUCGCAUAACUUACAGCAACCUGUCUGGUUCAGACCAAAGACCAAGAGAGCUCAGCCUUCCAAAAUCUAUCUCUGAGUACACGCUCAGAGGCCUAAUUCCAGAUUCCGUCUACUCUAUAUGUGUCAGUCCAUUUGGUGAACCUACUGGCACAGACCGCGUCUGCACUAAAGGCCGCACAAACAGAGAACACAAUCCAACACAGAAUUUUUCCACAACUGAUGAGUCUUCUCCCUCUGUUACGCCUCCCGCUCUGGUGCCAGCAACUGCCAUCUUACUUGUCUUGGUGCUGAUAGCAAUAGCCAUCGGAGUGGUCUGCUAUAUCCGCUGGAAGAAAGGCAAAGGGCACAUGGACUUGCACUGUGAGCCGUCCCAACUCGAGCUGGAUGGAGUCAAAGCUGGCUUAGACAAUGGAGCGUUGCCUCAAAAGCAGCCACAACACAUGAACCCCGAACCUGCUGUUCAAAAUGGCGGCCUUGAAUAUGUGCUGCUUCUACAAGACCACUGUGCCUCGAACAACAUUAAGCCUUCACACAAGCCUCCCUACUUUUGACAGCUAGAUCUGAGGACACAAAGAACUUUUUUUAGCUGUGAUCCUCCUAGUGGAGUACAGGAGAUUGCUUGAAAUUGUAAGGCACAAUAUCACCAUUAGCAAAGGAGAAUUUGGACAAUAUUUAAUACACUUUGGUCAUCCUAGCAGAUAUUAGAAAGAGUUUUAAAGAAAGUUUGUCUUUGAAAUUCCCCAAAGUGCCUCUACAGUACUUAAAUAAUAUACAGAAUUAAAUUCAGUUUUUAUGUCAUGAGGCUGGGACUGAUGGUCAAAUGCCGUAGCACACUAAGGAUUAUGAGACACAAUUCCCCCUUUAUAUGUACUGCAAUUGUGCUCAAAUUGGAUUUGUUGGCUGUGUAGAUAAAAGCUUUCCGUCGAGUGUCUCUGCAGUGUCCAGUAAAUCUUGUGCUACCCCAAAAGGGAUCAAUGAAUGCUGUGAAUUAUCUUUGAGAUACCAAAUGAAGUUGAGCAAAGGAGAAAAAAAACUGUUGUAAAUGUUCAGAUCGAAAGCUAUGUUUUCUGUAAUAUAGUGUAAAAUAUGUUUUUUUUACUGUGUAAAAUUGUAAAUGAUAAACCUUCAGACUUACCCGCACUUCUAAUUUCUGUUUUUUUUUUUUUUUUUUUUUAAAUACAAGAGCCAAGAAAAAUUCAGAUUAAAAUCUUUAAAGAUUAAAACCCAUUUGGUACCAGUAAGGUGAGUUGAAAGGCUUUUCCUGGAUAUUAUCAGACAGUCUAAGUCCAAGUGAGUCUGGUCUGAGUCGAGACUAAAUCCCCUUCUCUCCGCUGAAGCCCUUGGCGGGCUUUGCCUUCACAAAAGCAGAGAUUACAACGAGGUACAAAGGGAGUCAUUUGACUGAGCUCAGCUCACCAUCCAGUGCUGUCAUGUUUAUAUACUUUACAGUAAAUGCUUAGAUAACUAGAAAUGAGGAAAACCUAAUCUUUUAUGGCUUUAUUUAUUGAUUACACUUUUUUUUGCUUCUUUAUUUGGCUGAAAACAUGUAAAACCAAUAGUUUGUGAUCUUGGUGUAAUGCACUUUUGUUUUAAUUAAAAAAGGUUGUGCUUUUGCUCACUUGCACAACUUCACAGUGCCUCUAGAGGUGCAACAAGACUUGCAGUCGGAAAAUGGUUUGAUGGAGUGAUGUGAUCCACAUCUUCAAAACUGGCGGGAAAAUGGGGUAAAAGGAAUUCUAUGUGUCUAAAAGUGUGUGUGUUUACAUCUCCGCGAUCAAGCUAGUCUUGUGCAUAAAGUUACUAUCAGUCGCUUUCUGAAUAUAUUCAAAUUCCAAGAACUCCUCAAAACCCCCCAAAACCACACAGUUUCUAAUUACCAUACAAAGAAAAUAACUUCAAACUCAGAAAUGCAACUGGAAUAUAAACUUAUUGUAAAAUAGAAAACAUUGAGGACAACCUCAAGUAUUUUUGAUGUGACUGUUAAAUUUCCCUGUUUACUUUGGGAAACUGUUGAUAUUUUGAUGUUUUUUUUAAUGUGAAUUUAUUUGUAUAAACGGAAUAAAAGUAAAAUUAUCAUUAAAUGAAUAUUAAAAAUA
This is a messenger RNA of Oryzias melastigma (Indian medaka), 4137 nucleotides long. It is a transcript of the gene vasnb, whose product is annotated as vasorin b. The coding region runs from base 547 to 2592 and encodes 681 amino acids. Lineage: Eukaryota; Metazoa; Chordata; Actinopteri; Beloniformes; Adrianichthyidae. Gene Ontology annotation, molecular function: protein binding. The record is from RefSeq and is a predicted model, not a curated record. The transcript is spliced from 3 exons.